UACGAGAGGGUGUUUGUAUGUGUGUGUGUGUGUGUACAAUUGGAAAACUGAAGAAGUUCAUUGUUAUUAUUAUUAUUAUCAUUAUUACUAUUGUAAAGAAACACGAAGAUUAGUCUUCUUUAUCCCCUUUGUGUGUAUUUAUUGAUGAAAGAUUAGUGAAGUGUGAAAUGUGUCUAGUUUGUGAUUGUCGAUUUCAAUAACAAUUUAAUUUGAAUACACCAUGAACCAGUGAGACGACUAAUAUUUGGUUCUAUUACAAGUGUGAUAAUAUAAAACAGGAUAUCGCACACCUUUCUCUGCAUUAAAAUAAAAAAAAUGUCAAUUAGAGCUUUCAUUCCUAACAUCAUCCUCACCAUCAUCAUCAAUGGCAGUAUUUUGUUCCUAUUGACAACAACAACAACAACGACUGCUUAUACACUGAUACAUUCAAACAACAAUGAUAAAUAUGGCGGUCAAAGCGGACAAUUCAAUUCAGAAAUGUGUAACAAUUGGACAUUGAAUACACUAUCUCAUGGUUUAAAUAUUCCCUUAACAAAUUAUUCAAAUAUUUAUCAAUAUAUACCAAAAAUUAGUAUUAUUAUAAUUUCACAUAAUGAAAAUGCAUUAAUUUUAAAAAAUACAUUAGAAAGUAUAUUGAAUAGUACUACUUAUUUAAUGUUAAAUAAUAAUAUAGAGGAGAUUAUAUUGAUUGAUGAUUAUAGUGAUCCUCCAAUCGAUGAUUAUAUUGCCUCUAUGAGUAAACUGAUUCGUAUAUUACGUAAUCCUGAACGAAUGGGUUUAAUCAAAUCACGUAUGAAUGGUGCACGUAAUGCUAGCGGUGAUAUUCUAGUAUUUUUAGACGCACAUGUUGAAACGUUGGAUCGCUGGUUAGAACCACUAGUUGUCCAGUUAAUCAAUUUACGACAACAAAGUCGCAGUCAACACCAUCGUCAUCGUCAAAGUGAACAGUUCGAAGGAAGCAGAGAAGAAGAACAAGAUCAAGGAAUUACUAAACCGUUAUAUGAUGCUACUCAUUUUAUUGUCAGCCCAGUUAUUAUAUCAAGUUCAGAUACAAUGGAUUACAAUAACAUUGAAGACAAUUUCUAUGUUGGCGGUUUUUCAUGGGAUUUAAUCUUCAGAUGGCAUCAUGCCUCCAAUGACAGUAAACCACAGCCAUCCAUAGAUCCAUAUCACUUAAUUCGUCCAAGACAAACACCAGCUUUAGCUGGUGGAAUCUAUGCUGUAUGGAGAGAUGAUUUCUUCCAUUAUGGUGGUUAUGAUGAAGAGAUGAGCAUAUGGGGUGGUGAAAAUAUUGAAUUAUCUUUACGUACAUGGAUGUGUCAUGGACAAAUUGAAAUAGUACCAUGCAGUCGUGUUGGACAUCUCUUCCGUGAUAAACAUCCAUAUACAUUCCCAGCAGGUAAAGAAUUCACUAUCUUGCGGAAUCAUAAACGUACUGUUCUUGUCUGGUUCCUACAUGAUACAAAUUCAACACUUGCUCAAGAAUAUCUUGCAUACUUCUACACAGCAUCACCAGAGGCUAGGGUAAUACCAGCUGGGGAUAUAAAGUCACGCAAGCAAAUAGCGAAUUCAUUGAAAUGUCAUGAUUUUACAUGGUAUCUGAAGAAUAUUUAUCCUUUACUUAAACAGGAGGCUGAAAAUAUUCAAAUUUCCGAUGAUGCCUAUUAUUUAACUGCUUUUGAAGACCUGUAAAUGCUUUUGUAAUCAUAUAACAGGAUGAGGAGUAGUUACUCUCAUAUGGGUAACCUCCUAAGUGUUCAUGCUUUCUUUAUCUAGAAGACUAUAGCAUGUAUGAAACUUUGUCAGAGUUAUUUUUUAUUUAUUUUAAUAAUUAAUUUGAACUUUCUUGUUCUUAGAUUUUGUAAUUAGAUGAUUUGUUUUUGAUUUACUUGUGUUCUUUUUCUGAGCUGGUUAUCGAUUUAAUUGCGAAGCUGUCGUGAUCCUUCUAGACAACAUCUUCAGCGCAGAUUUUAGCUUCGCGAUGAAAUCAACCAGUGCAAAGAACACAACUAAUUCAAAAUCAUUCACUUGAGCUACAAAUCUCUUCCAUUAUUUGAUGAUUUCCUUUUUAUCGAUGUUUUUAACUUUUCAAAGAAGGUGCACUUAUUUGUUUACUCUUUUUGUACAAAUGUAUAGAUUGAAACAAAUUUUCAAAAUAGAAAAUAAAAUGCAUUUG
This is a messenger RNA of Trichobilharzia szidati, 2176 nucleotides long. The record is from the annotation of a GenBank genome assembly. Lineage: Eukaryota; Metazoa; Platyhelminthes; Trematoda; Strigeidida; Schistosomatidae.